Molecule: messenger RNA, 656 nt
Organism: Lemur catta (Ring-tailed lemur)
Lineage: Eukaryota; Metazoa; Chordata; Mammalia; Primates; Lemuridae
Gene: MSRB2
Product: methionine sulfoxide reductase B2
Exons: 5
Coding region: 1-549 (182 amino acids)
Biological process (GO): protein repair; response to oxidative stress
Cellular component (GO): cytoplasm
Molecular function (GO): peptide-methionine (R)-S-oxide reductase activity
Source: RefSeq, a predicted model, not a curated record
AUGGCGCGCCUCCUCCGAGCGCUCCCGCGCCUGCUGCUCCGGGAGGCGCCGCGCGGGGCCGUGCGGGGCCGAGCGGGCGACUGCGGGCCCGGUGCGGGGGCCGGACGCGGGGACGCAGGGUCUCCCGCAAAGCACGAGCCGUCUCUCACCAAGAGCGAAUGGCAGAAGAAACUGACCGCAGAGCAAUUCUACGUCACGAGAGAGAAAGGAACAGAACCGCCUUUCAGUGGGAGCUACCUAGAUAACGAGGAGGCAGGAAUGUAUCACUGCGUGUGCUGUGACAGUCCGCUCUUCAGUUCUGAGAAAAAGUACUGCUCUGGCACGGGGUGGCCUUCGUUUUCUGAGGCUCACGGUACAUCUGGCUCUGAUGAAAGCCACACAGGGAUCCUGAGACGUCUGGACACCUCCUUAGGAUCCACUCGCACAGAGGUUGUCUGCAAGCAGUGUGAAGCUCAUCUUGGCCACGUGUUCCCCGACGGGCCUGCACCCACUGGCCAGAGAUUUUGCAUCAACAGCGUGGCCCUGAAGUUCAAGCCAAAGAAACAGUGACUGUCUCCAAGAGUCCCUGUCCCUGCCACCCUUUCAUUUGCACCUUUGAUGUCCGGAAUUCAUCUGAAUGACUUGCUUUAUUUGCUGUAAAACUGGGCUGAGUUUGC